Molecule: messenger RNA, 1371 nt
Organism: Guyanagaster necrorhizus
Lineage: Eukaryota; Fungi; Basidiomycota; Agaricomycetes; Agaricales; Physalacriaceae
Product: cysteine desulfurase
Exons: 9
Coding region: 1-1371 (456 amino acids)
Biological process (GO): [2Fe-2S] cluster assembly
Cellular component (GO): cytosol; mitochondrion; nucleus
Molecular function (GO): pyridoxal phosphate binding; cysteine desulfurase activity
Source: RefSeq, a predicted model, not a curated record
AUGAGUGGCCGUCGAGGGCUUGUGCAGCCGUCUGGUGCAGACAGGGCGAGCGUCGUCGACCUGCCUUCGACAUAUCAACAUGAAACUCACUUCACGCCGCGAUCCGAUAUGCUUGGAUUCAAAUUGGAGAUGCCUCGUCGGGACGGCUCCGUACAUGAGAAAAUUCGGCCAAUUUAUUUGGACUUGCAGGCAACGACCCCACUUGAUCCCCGGGUGUUGGAUGCCAUGCUUCCCUACAUGACCGAUCAGUACGGUAAUCCACAUAGUCGAACGCAUGCCUAUGGAUGGGAAGCUGAACAAGCUGUGGAGGAUGCACGGAAGCACGUUGCGGAUCUCAUCGGAGCUGACGCCAAGGAUAUUGUUUUCACGUCAGGCGCAACUGAAACGAAUAACAUGGCAAUCAAAGGCGUCGCACGCUUUCACAAAGAAAAGAAAAAACAUAUCAUUACGACCCAAACCGAGCACAAAUGUGUAUUGGACUCAUGUCGGAAACUUUCAGAGGAAGGUUUUGAUGUGACAUAUCUGCCUGUGAAGAACAAUGGCGUCGUUGAUUUGGAUGUAUUGGAAGCAGCCAUUCGACCCGAUACUUCUCUCGUUUCGAUCAUGACCGUGAACAACGAGACGGGUGUUAUCCAGCCAAUCAGAGAAAUUGGCGCCCUACUUCGGAAGCACAGAGGUGUCUACUUUCACACCGACGCCGCUCAGGCCGCAGGAAAAAUCCCCUUGGACGUCAACGAAAUGAAUGUCGAUUUGAUGAGUAUUUCUGGUCAUAAGCUCUAUGGUCCGAAAGGUAUAGGCGCUGCUUAUGUUCGGAGACGACCAAGGGUCAGACUUGAGCCUAUUUUGAGUGGAGGAGGUCAGGAACGUGGUUUGCGCAGUGGAACCUUGGCAUCACCGCUCGUUGUCGGCCUGGGAGAGGCUGCAAGGAUUGCAAAACAAGAGAUGGCGAGGGACCAUACGCAUGUAAAAGAGUUAUCCGAACGUUUGAUAAGAACCGUUAAUUCGCAGGUAGAGCAUGUUGUUCGAAAUGGCGACGUGGAUGGCUAUCCGGGCUGCGUCAAUCUUAGUUUCUCGUAUGUUGAAGGAGAAAGUCUCCUCAUGGCAUUAAAGGACAUCGCGCUAUCAUCGGGUAGUGCUUGUACAUCAGCAUCUUUGGAACCGUCAUAUGUCCUGCGAGCCCUAGGCGCGGCUGAGGAUAUGGCCCACUCUUCACUGCGAUUUGGCAUUGGUCGGUUCACCACGGAAGCCGAGAUUGAUUUUGUUGUGAAGCAUAUCGUUAGCACUGUCAACAAAUUGCGGGAAAUGAGCCCGCUGUGGGAAAUGGUUCAAGAGGGCAUUGACAUUAACUCGAUUGACUGGUCGCAGCACUAA